This is a messenger RNA of Aplysia californica (California sea hare), 8051 nucleotides long. RefSeq names its product homeodomain-interacting protein kinase 2. Bases 374 to 5023 code for a protein of 1549 amino acids. Gene Ontology annotation, biological process: peptidyl-serine phosphorylation; peptidyl-threonine phosphorylation. Gene Ontology annotation, molecular function: protein serine/threonine kinase activity; ATP binding; protein tyrosine kinase activity. The record is from RefSeq and is a predicted model, not a curated record. NCBI's taxonomy places the organism in Eukaryota, Metazoa, Mollusca, Gastropoda, Aplysiida, Aplysiidae. The transcript is spliced from 20 exons. Gene Ontology annotation, cellular component: cytoplasm; nucleus.
UAAUUGCUAAUCAAUUUAUGACCAGAUUCUUUUCACAACGAAUACAGAGUUAUUAAAACAUGAUAUACUAGUGUACCAUGAGUUUUUUAGGAAGAUGAAUAAAAACUUGUCCAAAGGGAUGGACUUCUUUGCGUAGUGUAAACAACCUAUCCUUUCGAGCGCACAUAGUGUUCCUUGCCUGUAUCCCCCUUGAUGAUAGCCAGACAUGUCGAAGUGGUAAACUUAUUGGCUCAAAUCGAGCCUAAUUUCGGGGGUUUAUGGAUUAUUGUUGCUAUCUUUCAUUCUUAGGAACUUGGGGGCUGUUCAUUAAUGAUUUGUAGGAGCAAAGUAACGGACAUUUCAUAUUCUACAAGUGAUGUGAACCAAUGCACUGAUGCAAGAAACCCUACCAAACUACGCCAAGAUCAGUGCAUUCAGUAAUUUCAAGAAGAUUAAAGUGGAGUCGCUGCCGAAUGAGCAGCAUGUAGUUUCUUCACAUCGAGCCUUCUCACCUUUUCUGACAUCUCAAGUGUCGUCCCGAAGUACAAGCAACGUUUUUCAGUUGAAUGACAGCAUUCACAAUCACAAUGCAAGCAGCGGCUACAGCCUUGUGCCUGAACCACACAACGCAGACUAUCAAGCUCUGCUCUCACAAAUUGCAUCAUCGGGGGCUUCGUCUGGCCUUGGUAACACUCAGCACAGUGAAACAACAAGAGCUGAUUUCAGCCGUGGAUCCGUAGCGUCGGUGUCUGCCCGUAAAGGGCAUCACCAGCACCACUACUCUUCUCAGGGUCUGCCCUCACACUCUGCACACAGUCUCCAACUUCAGCAGCAGCAGCCUUCCUCGACGCUGGUGUCUCGGGGGGUCAAAAGGAAGGGUGCCGGGGACAUUGACAGUAGUGCAGGAACUGUGCUAGUUCGUGCCGCUGUAGCGGCCACCAACUCACAACACUCUAGUGCCACUAGUAGCACAGCCACAGGAGCAGCGGCUGUUGGGGCCUCGACCACCACCACUGGUGUUCGCUCACAUCAUCGCCACAACAACAACAAUCUCAUGCAGUUGACGGAAGUGCACGCCAUUUCCAGUGAAGAUGAGAGCGGCACAGCCCCGACCACCACCGCAGCCACCACCAACACCACCAGCAAUAAAAAGGCGGCGGCCAAUGCUGGCUCUGCCAACUCGGAAGGAGACUACCAGUUAGUGCAGCAUGAGGUGCUCUACUCUCAGACCGCUGCCUAUGAGGUGUUGGAGUUCCUCGGUCGUGGUACGUUUGGACAGGUGUGCAAAUGUUGGAAGCACCAUUCAAAUGAAAUCUACGCCAUCAAGAUUCUCAAGAAUCAUCCGUCGUAUGCCAGACAAGGGCAAAUUGAGGUGGGCAUUCUGUCCAGGCUUGCUCAGGAGAGUGCAGAUGACUACAAUUUUGUACGAGCGUAUGAGUGCUUCCAGCACAAGAAUCACACCUGCCUUGUCUUUGAAAUGCUUGAGCAAAACUUGUAUGAUUUCCUCAAGCAGAAUAAAUUCCAGCCUCUCCCCCUUAAGUACAUUCGGCCCAUCACUUAUCAAGUUUUGCAUGCCUUGGGUAAAUUGAAAGAGCUUGGAUUAAUUCACGCUGACCUGAAACCAGAGAACAUCAUGUUGGUGGACCCUGUAAGGUUUCCCUACAGGGUCAAAGUGAUUGAUUUUGGAUCAGCUAGUCAUGUGUCUAAGGCAUUACCUUCUACCUACCUCCAAUCUCGCUAUUACAGAGCCCCCGAAAUUCUCCUUGGCCUUCCAUUCUGUGAAGCCAUCGACAUGUGGUCCCUGGGCUGUGUCAUAGCAGAGCUGUUCUUGGGCUGGCCUCUUUACCCUGGCUCCUCAGAGUAUGACCAGAUUCGAUACAUCUCACAAACACAAGGUCUGCCAGCAGAGCACAUGCUGAGUGCCGCCACCAAGACCAACCGUUUCUUCGUUCGAGAUAACACUGACGGCAGUUAUCCCUUCUGGAGACUCAAGUCUCCAGAAGAACAUGAGCACGAAACUAAGAUAAAGUCCAAAGAAGCCCGUAAAUACAUCUUCAAUUGCCUAGAGGAUAUCGGCCAGGUAAGGAGGAGGGAUAUCAACGUCCCCACAGAUAUGGAGGGCAGCGAGCUGCUAGUGGAGAAGAUGGAUCGCCAGGAUUUUGUGGACCUUUUGAAGAAGAUGCUCACGCUAGACCAAGAGCGCCGCAUCACCCCGAGGGAAGCUAUUGUACAUAAGUUUGUCAGCUUGGACAGGCUCAAGGACUACCCACACACAAUCAUCUACAAAGCGAGUCUAAAUGCCAUGGACAUUGCCUACAAGCGUCCGCAUCGCUUGAUGGAAUCGAACUGCAGCAGUGUCAUGCAUGGGGUGGUCCCCUCCUCCAGCGGUAACUUCACCCUGACCUUCAACAACAACCAGAUCAACAACCAGAUUAAUGCACUGCAUUCACAGAUGGCCUCCUCCAACAGCCACAGCCAGAGCGCCACAGACCUGCAGUACCUCCAGUACUCCCUGCCCUCCGGGCCCUACCUCUCGUACCAGGCCACACCCGUGGGCCAGCAGCUCAACCAGACGGUGGCAGCCGCAGCCGCCGCUGCCCAGAGGUCCUCGGGUCAGUUUGCCCGAUCAGAUCCCUUCCGACAGUCAUUGUGCAUGCCCUCCCUGGUGGUGCCUGCGACCUUGCCAGGUUUGAAUUCUCCCGUUCGUCCCAGCGCUGUCUCCAUGGUGACCCAGCCUGCCCCGACACUACAGAUACAGCCACAGCUCAUUAGCCAGACUUCGCAGCUCACACCUGUCACAAUGGUGGAAACUGCCAGGCCAGUUCUCAUGGCUAAUGCCCACGGCAGCUGGGCCAGCAGUCGUCCCGUGGUGAUGGGUCCCUGGCCCUCCCUGGCCCCCGCCCCUCAACGAGUGCCCCACUUACAGGACGGCCUGCCGCCCGAGGCAUGGAGGCAGCCCAUCAUGGUCGGCACUGACACCUUUGACUCCACACCCACGGCUGUGCUGCCAUUGAGUACUUCGUCACAACAGUGGAAUAUCGGCAUGGUCCCCACCUCGUAUUCUCUCAGUGCCCGCCACAGUUCUGCACAGAGCAGCAAGCGCCCGACUCGCUACAGACAUCACAAGGAGGUUCCGUCUACCCAGCUGUCUCCAGUGAAGAAGCGUGUAAAGGAGAGCAGCCCUCCCCUGGCCCUCAUAGAUCAGUCGAGCUCCCACCAGGGGGUGCCGGCCGUCCCGACAGCCGAGGAAGCGGCCCUCCUGCACCUGGCAGACUGGUCGUCAGCGUCGUCGUCCGCGUCCUCGCACCUGAGGCAGCCUGUGUCCUCCCGGCCUGUGCUGCCCUCGGUCUCCCUCACCAGCUCGCAGGACCAGCCUGCCCCGCGCCACCCGUACAUCCUGAUCCGGGACACGCCCAGCCCGGACCCCAGCGUCAUCACCAUCAGCUCGGAGAGCGAGGACGAGGGGGACGGCCUGCGUACCAUGCGCUCCUCCCGCUCUGGCCGCCACCACCACCACCACCGCAACGGCAGUAGGCAGACCGUGGUGGCCGGAGGUGAGCACCACCAGUCAGAUCGCUACCUGCAGGUGAAGAACGUUCGGAGGGAGGACGGUGACCAGAGUGUGGCAGAGAGCACAGCUUUGACGCGGCACCCCAGGAGUGGACGACAUGACAGUACCCUGAAGACUGGACUCGGUUACCUCCCUACCAGUUUCUCAGACUCCGCGCUUGUUCAGACUUUCGACGAUGGUUACCUGACGGUGGCCUACAGCCACGAGUCAGACACAGAGGAGGCCACCACCUCAGCCAACAACAGCCUACAGCUGGCCCACAGCAACAACAGCUUGGCGGCGGGGAUCGCCGCUGCCGCCAUGCCCUGCCCUGCCAGCAGCCCCAGCAGCAUCGGUGGUGCCAGCAGCAGCGCUCAGCGACAGCAGCCGCCUCAUCAUCAUCAGCAGCAGCAUCAUCAGCCUCAUCUGUUUACUGCUAGCAACAUCAAGCACGAACUCAUGGACAAACUGCCCGUCUCUCACAGCAUUUUUACCCCUCAGUCAUUUGGUGGUGCUAGCAGCAGCAGCAGUCUGCCUCACCUCCUGGGCUCGGACAGCGCCAGCAGCUCGGUGCACCAGCGUGCCUCGGGCGUGACCACCACCACCAGCAGUAGCCAGAGCAGCAGCAGCCACCACCAGCACCACCAGCACCACCACCACAGCAAGCAGCAUGUCAAGGUCAGCCCCUACAUCCCCAAGCAGGAACUGUUGGCUGCGCCCUCGCUCUCGGAGAAGGACCGGCUGCGCGUCCGCUCUCCCAAGCUGGAGAAACUCACACCGUUUGACGUCCAGCUGGAGCUGAGCUCAGCGGCCGCCCAGGGAAAACUGGCAUAUGUGUCACCCACAGUCCGGGCCAUCCCCGCAGCCACAGCGGCCAAGAUUGCCGUCAACGUGAGUGCUGGGAGUCUCUCAGCGGCUGGCGGCCCUGGACCCAGCUUGAGCGCGGCUUCGCACCUGGCGGGUAGCCGGGCCAGCAACAUGCGUCUGUGCGUGCAGCAGGCGGGCAGCUCGGGCAUGAGUCACUUGUCCCCCGUACAGCUGGCUCAGCCUGUGCUGCUCAACACUGGCUCACAGGUCGACGUACAUGGAGACUAUCGGCGUAUGGCCCCACUUCAUGGAUCUCCCCUGCACCAGUACUUGCUGCCUGCCCAUCAACACCAGCAGAUGGCAUUGCCCUCUUCUGCUUCUAUCACACAGUUUGGGGCGUUCUCGCCGAGCGUGGCCCCUCCCCCGGCCCACCAGUCUCCCCGCCAGCUCCAGUACUCGUCCCACCCCCUGCCGGCCCACAUGCACCCGGUCCCCGUGCUGCACCCGCCCGGCCUGGCCACCACCUACCCCGCCCAGAUACACCCGCACUACGCUGCUGCUGCUGCUGCCGCCGCGGGACCCCCCGGAUACCUGGCGCCCACGGCGCAGCCUGCAGCACCCCCGGGAGUGUUUGCCGCAUACCAGAUCAGUCCUGUGAAGACGCGCCAGUUCCACUGCUUUGCUUAGAGCGCCAGUUGUUGCUUUUUGCUUUGCCUAAGACAGGAAGUUUUUUUACUGCAUGCUGACUGACGACGGGUUUUUGUACAGAUUACAGCCGCACCUGUUGCUGUAUGUUGUAGUGAAGGUUGAGAGAGUCAUAUUGUGUUUAUACCACCAGGGCUAGACUAAAGAAAGGACACCCCUACCACCCCACCCAUGUACCUGACCCUAACUCUCGAACUGACGUCUGGUAGAGGUGACACCAGUGCUAUAUACCAGGCAGGAUAGUGAGGAGGAGUAUUCGUAUGGAUAUGUGAACAGUUGGGGAUGGUCAGUUCUUUAGUUUUGGCCCUGUGUGUGCGUAUGUGUGUGAAGGAGCUCGGAGAGAGCUUUGGGAGCUCAACAUUCGCGGUCGCUGGAGAAAUGAGGGGUCAGGGCGUUGCUUCUGUGCUACGUAGUUGUUGUACACAGGAUAUUUAGGAAGCAUGCCCUUGCAUUAUACCCAGGGCAGAGACACAAAUUGAGCGGAUGGACACUGAGCAAGAACUGGCUGAGGACUUACUGUAACCUACUCAGUCAGACUCGGACACAGACAGACUCCUCUAGGUGUAUAGAGUUACGUUUUAUUUUUGGUUUGGGUUUGCUUGCAGGAGUUGUAGUUUCCCUUCUCUCCUGUGCAUCUUAACUGAUAUGGAAUGAUUUGGGAAAAGGAAAGAUUUUUUGGGGGGUCUUUUUCUUUGUAGAAUUUUCAUAGUUUUUUCUUAUUUGUCUUCUUUCCCUAAAGUGCAGCUUUUAUCUUUUUGUUGGAAGACUUAAGUCUCAUUGUGUUUACUGUGCCUGUUUUUGCAUGACUUGUAUUUUUUCCUUCUUUAUAUUUAUAAGCUCCGUUUGCUUUGUAUAUGUUGCUUUUUUCAGGUAUCUAAGAGGUAAAAAGUUAUCUGUAUAAUGAAGGUCAUUUGCAGUGAAUAUGAAAGAAUUAAAGAAUUUUAAUUUUGAAUGUCAUUGAUACAGAAUGUCCUCCUGACAAUGAGGUAGCAAUGAUAGAUACAAGAGAGGAGAGAAGAGGUGUAGUCCUCAAUGUAGAUCUUUAUAAUCUUGAGCCCAAGCAGCAUUGACCUAAUACUAAUAUGAAAUGUAUUUUAUCUGGAUUUUUAGAAUGACGCCCUUUGAUCUCGGAGUCUCAACAGUACAGCUGCUCGAGCAGUCAUAUAGACUCUUGCUGAAUGCCUACCUUUUAUUGUGGAUGUAAUAAUUCUUCAGUAAAUCAGUUGUUAGCUUCAAUGUAAUGGCAAUGGUUUUUAUCAUUGGUUUUGCCUUGGGCAUCUCAGUUGCAACAUCUGUUAUGUGUCUAUGACUGGGUUUUGCUGUGAUUCCGUUAAACGUUCCGGUCUUAUGGGACAGUGUGGCUGCAUUAUAUCUCUGUCCAUUCAUAAAAGGAGGACUAAAUGUGAGCAUAAAUUAUUGUUUUAGUUGAGGGAGAACAGUUUUUGUGAUGUCACAGAUGGGUACCAAGUCAAGUACCUGCCACUCAGAUGGGAGUUAAAAAAAAAAAUGCAGCAACUGUCAGUUCAGGGAAAAUGAGUCAAAUGGAGCUGCUCUUCUUUUUGCCAAACAAAAGUAUCGGGCAUGUAGUCUGAGGAAAAGUUUGCCUUCUGUGUACAGAAAGUAUAACCUUAUGUUAGUGACAGGCUUAGCUGAAAUAGCUUUCAAGUAUGAUAAAAUGCAACCUUUUGAUAUUGUAACAAAAUGUUGUUCGGGGUGAAGUUGGUGGCUGGGCUUCUAGCUUUGAUCUGAGGGGAAGCAGGCGUCUGUGUGUUGUUUGAACAGACCCACAUUCUCUUUGAUUGAAUCAGAGGUUUCGCUCCUCUGUCCUGAUGUAUGAUGUUUCUCAAGUUUCGAUGACAAUGGUUCAUGAACUGUUCACUCCCAACAGAUUCUUGUUCCAACCAAUGUUAUAGACAAGAGAGGAGGUUGAUUUAGCAGAAGGAUUUGCUAAUGAGUGCCGUUGAUUUUUUUAUUUUUUCGAUGUCUGUUCUGAUCUGAUGUCAGGGAACAGAUUGUUUGCUUUCUUCUGGUGGGAGUUUUUUGAAUGAAAGCAAGAUGUGAGGCAAACACAUUGGCUAAUAUAAUGCCAGUGGUGAAUAUAUAACGCUCAUGGGAAUUAUGAUGAACCUGACUCCGCUUCGGGUCUCGAGUGUCCAAAAUAUUAAUGAGAUGUCAUUUCGAUUGUCUGCACAUAGAACAUUGGACUUGUAUAGCUCUGAAGGUUCAUUCUUCUGAUGUGGAGAACUUUUUUUUAUUGGAAAUGUUUUGCCGUUUGUGUCUGUGUAUGUGUGUUGCAUUACAAGUGUGAGUAUUCAUUGUCGUGCAAAUCAUUCUUACUGUUGCUUUUUGCAUUCACGGAAUCAAAUUGUCUCUGAGACGUUUCCUCUUCUCCUGUUGUCGGGCAGAUUUCUUUGAUUGAAAAAAAGAACACGGCAAAUGCUGUGGUUGAGAAGUGCAGAGCUCUAGACUUUGCUUUAUGUUUUUGCACAUGUCCGUGCCCUCACUGUGUGUUGUCAGCACCCUCAGGGUGUGUGUUUGUGCUCCAGAUGCAAGAGAAUAUGAUCCCCCCCCGAGCAACGGUUUUUAUUUGCUUGUUGUCUUGGUGUGUACACAGCCCUCUUUGAGCUUUGUGGCUUCUUCAUCAGUUCAUCACCCCCCACCCCCUUUCCCCCCGAUUUGUUGUCUGAGUGAGAACUUUGUACAGCUUAACCUGUCUAUGGUUUUUUCCUUAUUUAUCUGAUUGUAUUGACACUUGCGUUGACGUGUUACUUGAAAACUGCCUGGUUAUCUAUAAUAUCAGUGCCCACUUUGCAUUUGACAAGUGUUGUUUUGAUGUGAGAUUUUUCUGUUUCUUCCCUCAAGAUUUUUUGCUCUACUUCUGACAAAAGAUAUCAUUUUUUCAGUCCUGCAAUAGAGAGGGUAUUACAGUUAUUUUAUUAUGCCACUUAUUUAUUGAAAUGGAGUGUAUUGUUUGUCUCUGUAGUGGGUAUUAUAGAUGUUCACUUGACAA